UGUAUGGUCAAAGGAGGAGGGUCUUGUAUGUAUAUACGGUCAAGUAAACAAACCACAAGAUUCUCUGUUCUGACUGGCAUCAAAUCUGCACUGAAGAAGUAAGCUUCAACCACAACAUUAAAUCUUGGAGCUGGCACAGUUGGUGUAUUCUUAACAGAACCAUGAAGAUGACAUCUCAGACACAUGCUCGUUAUUUGUCAAUUGAUCUGGACAAUGAUGUUACCCUGGUUUUCCGUAAGCCUAGUUGGCAGCUCAGAGCCUGCCUUGCCUCUGUGUUGAUCACCCCUGUCCUCUACCAACUCUACUUCAUUAUGGUCACCAUCAGAUACAUACUCUUCUCACAAACUUUUUCCUCUCCCCCACAUCCUGCUUGCCCUGUGGUUGACUUGAGUUGGACCGGAGUGUUUCCUUGUGAGCUGGGAUGGAGGGGGAGUGCACUGGCCGUUCUCAUUCUGUCAGCUGUACUUAUCACCUGCUACUCACUCAUCACUGCCUGCUUGGUGAAAUGGAACCCUCGGAACUCAACCACAUUAAAAAAGCCGACCAAAUUCCAAGUGAGAGUUCAGAGCACUAAUCGACUGAUGUUGCCCCCCACUCUCAGUCUGUGUAUACUGUUACUGAUAUUCCGCUUACUGUUACAGUCAGGAGAUAUUGAAGCAAACCCUGGACCAACGCUUGGCUCCAUUUUGACUAUCGAUGAUUUGAAUUCUGUUUACGAGAAAUUGAUAGAAGCUGCUGGAAACUGGUUGGACCUGGGACUUUCCCUGGGAUUAGGUCAUGGUACCCUCAGCAAUAUAAAAGAUGAACAUCGAGACAAGAACCAAACCUGUUUACGAGAAAUGUUAGCUGUUCGCUUGAAGACUAGCCCUCCUCUCACUUAUUCUGACAUAUGUCAGAGUCUCAGAGCACGAACAGUUGCACGGAAUGAUGUCGCUGAGGCUAUAGAGAUGGAAUGUACAGUUGAGGAUAUUUCACCUGGGCCAUCUAAGAGGCCCAAAUUGUCCACAACGAUUCCUGGACCAACCAAAUCCAAGUCCGAUAAUCGUUCCACCAUCCAACCAGAUGAAGCAAUAGGAAUUUAUCGAUCAUAUUUAAAUAAUAUUUACGAUACAAGAUCCCUCCCUGCUGAUGACAAAUAUCCUCUCCAGUGUGUUAAGCAUUUUGUUAACCUAGAAUGUGCAGAUGUAAGUAAACAUUUAUCGAGAAACGAAAUUGAAAAGUCUUGGUCAGAAAUAGUUCAAGGCAAGCUGAAUAGAUUUCCUAGAGAGAGAAUCACAAUGGACCAGAUAGCUUCCAAAGUAGAGGGCAAAUUCUCUAAACUAGUUGUCACUAAGGGGGCUCCUGGAGGAGGUAAGACGACUUUGUCAUGGGAACUGUGCAGACGAUGGGCUAAUGGUGAAGUUUGGACAGAUUACUCCCUUGUUGUAUUGCUCCGACUUCGAGAUGAGAAUGUUCAGGAAGCUGUAGAAUUAGUUGAUCUAUUUGAAUGUGAAAAUAUUGAUGCUUCCAAAAAUAUUGUUGCUACUACUAUCAUACAAAAUCAUCAUGGGCAGGGCAUUCUUUUCAUUUUGGAAGGCCUGGAUGAGUUACCACCAUUCCUUAGACAAAAAAAUUCUAUUUUUAUGAAACUAAUAUCCGGACGUCUUCUGCCAGCUAGUACUGUGCUUGUUACCACUAGGCCCUGGGCUGUAUGUGAUCUACCUGUUACUUGUAGCGCAAGAGUUGAUCAGUUCAUCGAAAUCUUGGGUUUUUCUUCCAAACAAAUUCAGGAGUACAUUGAUCUAAUGAUCAAAGAUGGGGCUCCACCAGGACUACGUGAAUACAUUAACUCUAAUCCACGUAUCUCUAGUGCAAUGUAUAACCCUCUUCAUGCCAGAAUUGUAGUUGAAGUGUACAGAGAAAACCAUGAGAAUAGCAAUAGCAUAAUCCCUAACACAACAACUGAACUAUACACCGAAUACUGUCAAAUUUUGAUUAAAAGAUGUUUAGAGAGCGAUUGGAGUGGUGAGCUGAAUAAGUUACCUUCAUCACUUCAGUUAAAUUUUAAUAAGCUCUGCCAAAUUGCGUACAAAGGAAUAACAAAAGAAAAACAACAGUUGGUUUUCUUCAAGGAAGAUGUUGUUGAUGCUAGCACUACACUCGGAUUCAUGAACAGUGUACAUCCUUUAUAUAAGAAAAGCAACAGUUCUCCAUCUUACAAUUUCCUUCAUCUAACACUUCAAGAGUUCCUCGCUGCAUUUUACAUCUGGAAAAAUAACUCCCCACACGAGCAAUUGAUCUUGUUUGAAACCAAAGCUUGUGAUGGAUCUUACGAAAUGAUUCUUUUGUUUUUAGCUGGAUUGACUAAACUGAAUGACCCAUGGACACAGUGUGUACUUUCAACUCCUAAUGCGUGCUACGAUAAAGGAUCGUCAAAAGCCGAGAGAAUGUGUACAUUAUCAAGUGAUCAAAUUCUGUGGAUCUACGAAAGCCAAAAUGUGCAAGCCAUAAAGGACUUGUAUUGUAAUGUGCUGUUUGAACUACCGCUAGAUGAUGAGACAAUUGAUCAGUUUGCACUUGGUUAUGUUGUAGCUUCUGCUCAUUUCGAAGUAACUGUAAUGGACAUGUUCCAGUUUAAUGAAAGUGAUGUGGAUAGAUCAAUGAUAUUAGCAGGAAUCAACAAAGUGUUGCGUUCUUUUACUCUAAGUGUAAGGCAUCUGACAAUGUCUACCACAUUCAAGAUUCCAUCUGCUUGGCAUACACUCACUGAUAGGAUACUACCAGAAUUAGAAAGCGUCACUAUCAGUAAUCGAGUUAUUGGCAAUGAAUUUGAUGGGCCUGAGGUUCCAUGUGUAUUAAAAAUAUUUGACACUAUACAACUAUCUCCAAACUUGAGUGUUGUAGAGCUAGAUUUUGGCAUCUCAAGAGACACUGUGAUACGAAUACUUGAUAUUUUGAAGCCAAAACACUCCUUGAAAGUUUUGAAAUGUGCUCAAAUAUCGCCAGCUGAUGAAGAGUUGUUGUCUGACUUCAUUGCACAUUCUAGUAUUGAAAUGUUGGUGAUACAUUUGGUACAAAAUCCUUACUCAAACACCACAAGUACAAGUACAGAUACUAAUAAUUGGUGUAUUUCAAUUGGAUUGAACGUGACUGAGUUAAAAAGGAAUAACACAAAAAUCCUGUUUGAACAUUCAUAUAUCAAUAACGGAGCAAAAACACCGAUUCCAACAAAAGAUGUGGUGUUUUCAGAGUCUACUAUCAAAACGUUUAUUUCAAUAUUAAACCACUGGAACCUAAGCUUACAGUAUCUGCGAUGCUCUUCCCAUCUUCAGUUGACCACUGGACAAUAUGAGCAGUUUUUUAGGACUCUACUCAAUUGUCCGAUACUUCAAGAACUCGAUAUCCGAAAUAAAAUAAAGGGCCAAUUUGAAUAUUUCUGUACCCACCAGCAAUUGCGAUCACUAACUUUGUCUAGUACUGAUAAUGCCUGUGACGUUUUACGUUCUCUCAAAGACAAUCGAUUACAUUCCAUUAAAAGCCUUACACUUGUAUGUCAAUUUGAUUGCAAUUUUGAUGAAGCUAUUGGUGAGUAUCUACAGACUGAUACAUCUCUAGAGGAAUUGACACUGCAUUAUAUUGAUUUCAAAAGUAGCCGGAGUCAUUUAGUGCAGGGACUGCUAGUUAACACAUGUCUAACUAAGCUAACUAUUUCACCUAGUAUUACUAUUAAAAAUAGGGACUCAGAUUUUGAUCUCGGAAUGCUUGAACUGGCCCAAAUGUUUCAACUUAAUACAACUCUACAAUUCAUUGAACUUACGGUUUAUAUGCAGUUGCCAAUAGAGCUACUACCCGUUUUGGAAGCAUUGAGAGAAAACAAAACAGUUAAAAACCUGACACUCUAUCUAUAUGUGCUACCAUUCACUGAGUUCCGGCCUGGAGGAACACCGUACACUGUUACCACUGAAGAGGCUGAAGCUGUCGGUAAUGUGUUAGCCAAGAACAAGACUCUAGAGGUGUUUCACUUCAAUGCUGAGAUCACUGAGUGCUCCCCAAUUGUCAGGGGGCUGUUGGAAAACAAAACACUGAAAGAAUUCGGAACUUCUAAGAAUACAAAAAAGAAGAUUAUCACAUGUACCGAGUACGUUGAUGUCAGACGAAGAAUUGUGUUUAUGGAAAACGCUUAUGAUAUGUACAUAGAGCAGUUAUUAGCUCUUGUUUAGUAUAGUCGUUAGCAUUAAUUUUAUUAUAAUUAUUCUCUGUGUGCAUUCCUGGCCCAUGCAGCUGGGUAUAAACUGUUGUCAAUAUUAUUAUUAUAAAAGAUUAAACUCGUCUUCAACUAUAAGGCAAUUUUGUUCUACGCAUCCUUCUGGAUUGACAAAGCAACCGCAUGUACAUGUCGUGCAUGCGCAGAUUCAACCUGCAUUUUGGUUGCUAAGCAAUAUAUGCGUUAUAUAGGAUAAUAUCAUACUCUCUAUUU
Molecule: messenger RNA, 4456 nt
Organism: Halichondria panicea
Lineage: Eukaryota; Metazoa; Porifera; Demospongiae; Suberitida; Halichondriidae
Exons: 6
Coding region: 162-4199 (1345 amino acids)
Source: RefSeq, a predicted model, not a curated record